Molecule: messenger RNA, 3328 nt
Organism: Monomorium pharaonis (pharaoh ant)
Lineage: Eukaryota; Metazoa; Arthropoda; Insecta; Hymenoptera; Formicidae
Exons: 7
Coding region: 1185-3200 (671 amino acids)
Source: RefSeq, a predicted model, not a curated record
UCUCGGAAAUCCGGCGCUGGCGCCGAUAUCGACUAGAACGUUCGAUCGUGACGCUUGCAUCUACCUAACCUAACCUAACCAUAAAGUCCAUUUGGAUCCAUUUCACGCGCAGGGGUGAUCGUACCGCACGGUCACUGGGCAUAGCGAACCUACGUGGACGUCGCGGACCCGAGCUCAUUACAAUGCGGACAAACACAUACACAUAAACAUAUACACAUACACUCACCCAUAAUCGAACUAUUUACAUAUAUGCGACACAUACACACACACCCAUAACUACAUAACCAAUGUGAAAGUCAUAUAUUAGUGAUACAGUGUCCGAUAUUCUUCUACAAAAAGAAAAUAAGUCCAAAUCGUAGUUCAAUCACCGCCGAUCCGGACGUGCGAAUCCACUCGAUCCUUACUGAAUAUAUACAGACAAAAUAUGGAGGAGUUGUUGUACGUUCUAAGAACAGCGACGGAGAGUCAACCUCAGGGUAAUCCUGGAACUGCCGAGUUCCUGGGAGAUAAUCAUCAGUGGUACGCAACUAAUCACGCUAAACCUAUGUAUUGCAACGUCUGUAGAGAUGCCCUACAUGGUGAACAACUUGGGUUUCUUACAAGUUCCUCGAAGAUGUCUUAUAGACUGAGCGAAGGAUGUCUAUACUUUUAAUACUUGACUUUCUUCGCCGUACAAAAAGAAAAAUACAGACAGUUGUAAAUAUCAAUUGUGAGGAGAAAAAAUUCUGCACGUGCGGCAAGUCUGUUGAACAAUUCCUUUGAGGAGCAGCUGGCAUUUCAGAAUGCCCUGAAACAAUACAUCUCGAGUGGACAUUGACUAUGCUAAGAGCAAUAAAGAUUUCUUUGUCGCUUUUGAGGGCAGCUUUGGAAACAAACACGUCACACCGAGAACAUUUACCUCUCGUUACUUGGGUAACUUGGUGUGUGUGGAGGGUAUUGUCACGAAAUUUUGUUGUUGAUCGUUAUUUACAGGGUUAAUAAUGCGUUUAUUUAUUUUUAUUCGUGGAACAUUAUAAUGUUGACAAGCAUGAUAUCCGACAUGAUUCUUAAUCUUUGUUGCUAUGACAACAAAGUUGUUUGGCGAAUGCUCUUUUCCAUCGGAUCUUGGAUGCGCUGCACAACGAUUUCACAAUUAAAGAGAAAGGAGAAAAAAUAGUUUAAUCUCGAAACAGAAAGACGCGAUAAUGCCAAAAAUAAAAAGCUACAAUGAAUUGAGUCGAUCUCAACAAUGGCGUCGAAGACAAGAAACAGACCGCAUAGUUAAUAAUUCAGAAAAGGAAAAUAUUUUACAUGAAAAAGAAAGACUUAAUGACGAUAUUUUUAUUGUUGAAAAUAAUAACUAUUCAAGUGACAAUGAUUUUUAUACAUCUCCAAAUGUCGCAUCUGAUGUAGAAUUAGAAUCAAAUGAUGGAUACGACAGUCAAUAUGAUGAAGAUUUGGAUUUUACUAUACAGAAAGAUUUUUCAUUAAGAGAAUUUUUGCAAACGUGGAGUGUUGAAAACAACAUUACUCAUGUGGCUCUUACAAAAUUACUGAAAGGUCUCCGAGUUAAUGGACAUACUAAUCUUCCUUCCGAUGCACGAACGUUAUUGGAAACUCCCACAACAACAGCAAUAACAACGAUUAAUAAUAGUUCUAGUACUUUUUUUUAUCACGGAUUACAGAAAGCAUUAAAAGACCAUUUACGAAACAAUAAACCUCUCAAUAAAAGUCUUGAUAAUUUAAUCACAAUCAAUCUAAGUAUUGACGGAUUACCGCUGUCAAAAAGUUCAAAAUCACAGUUUUGGCCUCUUUUAGGACAAAUUGUACACACUGAUUAUAGGGAAAAACCAUUUGUUAUUGGAGUAUUCCACGGAUACCGUAAACCAACCAGACCUGCUGAAAUUAUUGGUGAAUUUAUUAAAGAGUAUAACGACGUAAAAAGUGAAGGAUUUCAAUAUAGAGGAAGGAAGUACAAGAUUUUAUUAAAUGCUGUUAUAUGUGAUGCCCCAGCAAGAGCGUUCGUGAAAUGUAUUAAAGGCCAUACAGGAUAUUAUGGUUGUGAUAAAUGUGAAGAAGAAGGUGAAUGGAGAGAUAAUCGAAUGUUAUUUCUUAAUGAAAGUGCUCCAUUACGCACGGAUGAAAAGUUUUUACUACGACAUAAUGAAGAUCAUCAUUUGAAUAAUUCACCUUUCGAAAGCAUAGGAUUGAAAAUGAUUACUCAAUUUCCCUUGGAUUAUAUGCACCUUGUUUGUCUCGGUGUCAUGAAAAAACUUUUGAAUUUAUGGAUCCGAGGAGUAAAAAACAUUAAAUUGCGUGCAUCUGAAAUAAAUCAAUUAUCUGCAGACUUGAAAACGUUAGUAUCACACAUACCCAUUGAAUUUUCUAGAAAACCGAGAGGUUUAGAUGAAUUAGAUCGCUGGAAAGCGACGGAAUUUAGAUUGUUUCUCUUAUAUACAGGUUUAAUAACUAUGUGGUCAUAUUUACCAAUUAAUUACUUGAGAAAUUUUUAUGCUCUACACUGUGCAAUUUCUAUUCUUUGCAAUCCUAUCGAUUGUAAGAACAAUAAUGCGUAUGCGCAUGAAUUAUUAGUAUAUUUUGUACAAACAUUUAAAAUUUUAUAUUCUGAAAAGUACGUAACGUACAAUGUACAUAACUUGAUUCAUUUGCACGAAGAUGUUAAGAAUUAUGGAUGUCUGGAUAUGUUCAGCGCCUUUCCAUUUGAAAAUUAUUUUCAAGAAAUGAAAAAAAUGCUCAGAAAAAGUGCACAACCAUUGCAGCAAUUGCACAGACGAUUGACUGAAAAAUCAAAAAGUAAAAUAAAUAUGAGGUAUGAACUUGAAGAAUAUCCCAUUCUUAAAAAACCCAAAAACGAAGAAUUACAGUUUGGAUGUGAACAGUCUCAUCGAGAAGCAACGUUUAAAAACUUUACACUGUCUUCCGAAAAAGAAGCGGAUUCUUAUUGUUAUAUAAAUAAAAAUGUUCUUAAGAUUAAAUAUAUUGGCAAAAAGAAUGGAGAAACAGUUAUACUGGGAAAAAUAUUAAAAAAUUCAAGCAAUAUUUCUUCAUAUCCAUGUGAUUCACGACAUUUAGGAAUCCAUGUCGGAGAUGAAUGGUCUGAUGUAGGAAUAUAUCCAGUCAGCCAAAUAAGUGCCAAAGCAAUACGAUUACCUUACAAACAAACAUAUUGUAUGAUACCAAUUUUACACACUACUGACUAAAAUGUAUUACGUCAUAUUUUGGGACGAAUACUGUCAAAUUAUUCCUCAUUGUUGGUUGAACAUUUCUGACAAUACAUUCCAACAUCCACCAUCUACAUGUAAUAUGACAAAAGCAAUAAAAAAAAAAA